AUGUACACACAAAUCAUUUCAAUCCUCCUAUCCGCUUGUGUAGUAUUGUCACUCAUUCAAUUCAUUUAUUCACAAUUGACAACCACAGCUACCAAUUUCGUAGAGUUUGCACUUGAAGAACUUGAAGGCGUUGUCACAGAUAGAUCACCCAUCGGAAAUGGACAUCCUGAAAUUGGAGUCCAACGUCGUAAUAUCCCUCACUACUUGGGGGACUUUUCUCAAGUUUCUUAA
This is a messenger RNA of Melampsora larici-populina 98AG31, 231 nucleotides long. RefSeq lists its product as uncharacterized. Lineage: Eukaryota; Fungi; Basidiomycota; Pucciniomycetes; Pucciniales; Melampsoraceae. The transcript has 3 exons. The record is from RefSeq and is a predicted model, not a curated record. Bases 1 to 231 code for a protein of 76 amino acids.